Coregonus sp. 'balchen' is the source of this 11179-nucleotide messenger RNA. The record is from the annotation of a GenBank genome assembly. Lineage: Eukaryota; Metazoa; Chordata; Actinopteri; Salmoniformes; Salmonidae.
AUGCCUGUUUGUCCCUCUCACUCCCCUGUGACCCUGUCUUUUCUCUUAGAGGCUCUGAGUUCUUUGCUGUCUGACUUUGAGGUGCUGCCCGUGUCCGGCCUCCAGCAGCACUCGGUCAGGAAGAGGGACGUCCACACCCUGUCCCACCUGGAGCGCCUGGUCAGCUUCAGCGCCCUCAAGAGGUAGGUGGAACAAGGUCUCCCAUAUGAGACUUCCACAUCGAAAGCUCUGGAUAAGAGCUCCUGCUAAAUGACUAAAAUGUAAGGGCAAAACAGCAAAGACAUACUACUCAAUGGGGUGCUCUCACCUACUCACGUAACAUUCAGGAGCAAGCAAACAAGUUGGGAUGUAAAUGGUUCUGUAUCACUAGUGCUACCCAAUGCCUAGGAAAGAUUGCAUGACAUUUGGGGUGGGAGUCCUCCCUGCUAGGUCAUAUGUGUUUUGAAUUGUUACUGGAAUGGCUUUUCCCAUUCCUAGGCCUAGUGACUAAGUGCAUUUAUCUUCAUGUGAUUUUCAGUGCUUUUGUGCAAUUAAAACAGACAGACCAUUGACAAAGUAAAAAUGUGUUUGUAUCUUCAAUAAACCAAAAUAUGUGCAUUCCCCAAUAAACCAAAAUAUGUGCAUUCCCCAAUAAACCAAAAUAUGUGCAUUCCCCAAUAAACCAAAAUAUGUACAUUCCCCAAUAAACCAAAGUAUGUACAUUCCCCAAUAAACCAAAAUAUGUACAUUCCCCAUGUUUUUUACCAUCAAACUCUGACAUUUUUCUUCCGCAGACAUUUCAAGCUUUACUUGACAACUAACACAGACUUGUUUACUGAGGACUUCAAAGCUGUGUUUGUAGAUAAGCAAGGGAAGGAGGACAGCUAUGAUGUUCAGCUUCAGAACUACUUUACCGGACAUCUUGUAGGUAAGUCAUUAGGGUAUUUGGUUGGUUUUAUAUGGAAUAACCAUAUGGGUGGGUGUGUGUGCUUGCGUGUCUGCGUUAGUGUGUGUGAGUAGAAUCCCUUAAAAGCUCUGUCUUUUGUGUGUGUGUGUGUAGGAGAGGAGCACUCCCGUGUGCAGGCACACAUAGACGGGGACGAGUUCUCUGCCCACAUCCUGACCGAUGAGACAGAGUACAAUGUAGAGGUAAAUGCCCUCCCAAAAUAGGAGCACUGCUUUAAAGUUAAAGUAGGCCAGACAUGUCUUAAAACAGUUGCUGGGUAAAGUGAUGCCAAAACUGUGUGUGAGAGUAAAAACUAUCAGUUAUAUAAACCAGCGUUUGCUUUAGUGAUGGUAGAAGACCAUCUAACCAAUCCUUCUUCCACCCACUUCUUCCUCUCCUUCUCCUCCUUCUCCUCCCACUCCAUCUUCUUCCUCUCUCCUCCCUCUGUCAUUCCCCUCUCCCUCUCUAUCUCUCUCACCCCCCCGCCCUCUCUCUUCCCUCUCAUUCCUCUUCCUCCUUCUCUCCAUCCCCUUCCUUUCUUGCCUUUAUUUACCCCAUUCCCCUCCCACCUCCUCCCUCUCCUCAGCCCCUGUGGAGGUUCACCGAGGCGCCCCCCGAUGGCCGUCUGUUGGUGUACCGCUCAGAGGACAUCAGGAACCUCAGUCGCCUGGCCUCGCCCAAGGUGUGUGGAUACGUCCACGCUGGGGCCCAGGACUUUCUACCAGAGGCCGCUAGAGGUGGAGAGGCACAGGAGGGUGAGAGAGAGAGAGAGAGAGAGAGAGAGAGAGAGAGAGAGUGUGUGUUUGACAGUAUAUGCUCCAUUUGUGUAUGUUCCAUGCGUAUAGACCGGGUGCUUUACACAAGCAGUCAGAAACGUGUAAGAGGCUACCUUAUACAACAUUAUAGUGUGAGGAGGUAGGGAGGAGGUGGUAGGAGAGUAGGACAAGGAGGUGGUAGGUAAGUGGGCAGCCAUUUUAUCUUGUCCCAACACAGCCUCACAAUGAAUAAAAGCCUUUCAUGUGUAAAAUGUGUGUUCCAUACAUGGACUGGCAACAGGGUAUUAUAUAAAGCUCUGAUUCCUUUGUGCUGCCAGUAAAAUGUAAAGCUCAUUAGAAUGACAAUGACCUGGGGAAAAUCUUAAGGACCUCAAGACAAUGUCCUCUAUUCAAAACACUGUGUGGAAAAUGAAUGGAGGUGAAUGAUCUCCACAGAAGAAGCAUUCAAAUUCAUUAGAGCUCUUGUACGUAAUGUGGGUGGGCUGGACUACAGUGUGAGUCGCUGGUCUCCUGGUGCUGUGGAUAAAGGGAGGAAAAAGACAUAGUGAUUACACCCACUCGCUGUGGUUCGCUACAGUAGCUGAAAGGUUGCUUGUUCGAAUCCCCAAGCUGACAAGGUGAAAAAGUCUGUUGUGCCCUUGAGCAAGGCUCUUAACCCUAAUUGCUCCAGGGUCGCCGUUGAUAAUGGCUGACCCUGGCCGUGACCCCACUCUCCGAGGGUGUCUCAAGGGAAGUUGGGAUAUGAAAAAAACACAUUUCAAAUUCUGAAAUAUAACCACCAAAUUAUUACUUUUUAUUAAUCUUGUAAAGGGAAGGAGAGCACAUUACUUGGUGUGUGUGUGGGGAGGGGGCUGACUGUGUGGCACAAAAUGGAUGUAGUCAUAAGGGAAAGAGAAUUAACAUUGUUAGUCUGAAUUGAUGCAUACUCUAUUAUUUUACAGAGGUUUAUUAAAAUUCUAUUCCAAAAGAAGUGCUUUGCUAUUUUGAUUAGGGAUUAAUGUCAUGCUGAAUCAUACAAGCCACAGCCAGUCUCCAACAUAGAAUAAGUGGUGUUGAUUCAUUUUACUUCACACAAAGUUGGAAAUGUGGUGGUACUGGAAAGUAUUCUUUCUAUAUUAAAGGCUUUGUCUGCUAGACCUAUAUUCUUCAUUUACACUUUAGUCAUAAGAACACAUGGUAUACUGCUUCUAAUCAGUUCAUACGCAAACAAAUGUGAGAACAAGGGCAUCUAACAGUUGGAAACUGAAUUAGUGGCCUCAUUCAAUCAUUCUCCCUUCCUGUGACAUCCUACAGUAGUGUUUCUGUUUUUUACUCUCUUUCUCUCUCUUUAUUUAUUCAUUUAUUUAUUUAUUUCUCACUCUCUCUGUCUCUCUCUCAUAUCUCUCCAUAGAUUCCUUCCACAGAGAGAAGAGAGCGGCCCACAACCACAAGAAGAACACAUGUCCUCUAGCCCUGGUGGCUGACUACCGCUUCUUCAAACACAUGGGCCGUGGAGAGGAGAGCAUCACACUCAACUACCUGGUGAGAGGACCAUUAACCUAUUGGCAUUUAUGAUUGCAAAAUUCCUGUAACUUUCCCAAAAUUCCCUGGUUUUCCAGAAAUCCUGGUUGGAAGAUUCCUGUAAUUACAAGGGAAUAAGCAGGGAUUUCUGGGAAAAUUACCAGAAUUUUGCUACCCUAUUGGCACUAUAUGGUUAGGUACAGUGCAUUCAGAAAGUAUUCACACCUAGGGCUGUUACGGUGACUUAGAGGCUAGGCCUACUAUAUUUAUUUCUCAACUUUCCUAAUAUUAAGCACAUAGCUUCUCUUUACAACAUGAGUAUAGCCUACCUGGCUGGCAUGAAAAUGAACCACGGGAAAAGCGUCCUCCAUUCACUGUCCGCAAAAGGCCACACAAAGGGGAUGCCGCCGGGAAAUUAGAGGCAAAAUUUCAGGACCGCCACAGCCCUAUUUACACCCCUUGACUAUUCACGCCCCUUGACCUUUUUAACAUUUUGUUGUGGUACAGCCUGAAUUUUUAAUUGAUUAAACUGAGAUUUUGUUUGGUAAACCAGGGUAUUUUGCCAAGGUUACCAGAAUUUUGCAACUCUAGUACUAAGACAGUCUGUUGUGUUUCCUCCAGAUUGAGUUGAUUGACAGAGUGGACGACAUGUACAGGAACACAACCUGGGAUGAUGAGUUCACAGGAUACGGUGUUCAGAUCCAACAGGUGAGGACAACUGCUACAUUGCCGUGUGUGUUGGUAGUAGUUGUAGUGUAGUAAUAGUAGUAGUACGCAAUACCAUUUUUGGCAUUUUUCCAUCACUACAUAUCACUACUGACAACAUUAUAUCAGUGUGUAAUGUGUCAGUGCUGGGUAGAGAAGUGAGGUCGUAUGACUGUAGUACUGUAAUUGAAUUUGAAAAUAAUUUGUGAAAAGCGCUUUGUGUGGAAAAGCGGGUGGGGAAAUCCAAUUGGUUCCCCUCGCUCGGGGAAUGAAUUGCGACACUGUGCGUCUACUACAAAUCCACCACUCUCUCACUGAAAAGAUAUGCUGCGGCGGUCCAUGCUCCAUCUCUUCUCCUGACCUUCAACCGGAUAUCUUGUACAGAGCAUUAUGGGUACUGUGGUACAUGCUGCAACCUCUAAUGGGGUUUAAGAAGUUGUAAUGUGCUGGUUUGUAGAUCAUCAUCAACAAGGAGCCGACCAGAGCGCCACUUGGCCAGGCUGGCCCGGGCUGGACCCACUACAACAUGAUGGGAAGCCCCAGCCAAGGCAAGGAGGUGUGGGACGUCAAGAAACUGCUGGAGGUGAGACACUACUACUGAUCUGAAAGGAGAGCGGAAUCUAUACAGUGUGCUAGUAUGUAGGAAGGUAAUUCCCCUAGCCUGGUCCCAGAUCAGCAACUAACUGACUGGCAACUGGCAAGAAGGCACAAAAUGAUCUGGGACCAGGCUAGAGUAGUACCCACACAAACAUACACAAUAUGAUUAGGUCACUGUAUUGUCUACGCCCCUCCAACUCAACUCUGGACCUCAAAGCCAGUUCCACUGCAUUCUUUCAUUGUUCCCCUCUAAUCAGGGACUGAUUUAGACCUGGGACACCAGGUGGGUGCAAUGAAUUAUCAGCAGGCUCCGGACCUCGUAUGUUAAGAGUUGAAUACCCCUGGUCUAUACGUUGUAAAACUAGAAGCAUUUUUUUGAAAGGGGACUAAACAUGAUUGACAACAAAAAAUGUCCUCAUCAAUAGGGGAUAUGCUAGCUAAGCUAACUAGUAUUGUUUUUUACUUUCCAAUCCCUUUCUUUGUCUCCAGCAAUUCAGCUCGGAUAUAGCGGACAAUGCUAGCACUGUGUGCCUGGCCCACCUGUUCACCUACCAGGACUUUGACGAGGGGACACUGGGCCUGGCCUACGUGGCCCCCUCUAAAGCCCAGGCUCUGGGGGGCCUCUGCCCCAAACGUAAGGCUCAGCCUCUCACAGACAUCCUCUCAUUUGAGAUCAAAUUACUAUGAUUAUUAUGAUGAGUGUUUUGAUAAUGGUGUGAUAAAUUCAUAAGAGCUUGCUCCUAUAUUUCUAGUCUGAUUUCUCUUCCUCUUUGUAUUCUGCAGCGUACUAUCCAUCUCAGUCCGUCAAGAAGCCCAGUUACCUCAACACUGGUUUAACCAGCACCAAGAAUUAUGGCAAAACCAUUCUAACCAAGGUAGGUUCCUCAUUGAGUUCAAUUUAGUCAUACUAUUGCUAUGGUAUCUGAACCCUCUAUCGAACACACUAGAACAAGGACUGAAAAACUGGGUCAUAGGUCAGAUGAUUUAGCACUGCCUUGUGGCCUUUCAAUAUGAUGAUUUGAGCUGUUGUCUGAUGAAUCGAAUAGUCUGUGGGGCACUUUGUGUUGGGUCAUGGGUUGAACAGGCAGCAUUAUAUGUCUAAUGAAUAAUGACUUGAGACCUUACAAGACCCUCUAGGUCAAUGCUCCUCCGAUAUCCUACUGAGAAAUCUUGCUUUUAUAGCCCAAAGAUAAUAGAUCAUGUAAAAAUGUCUGUAUUAUUGAAUUGUUGCAAGUCAAUGUAUAGUUUCCAAACAUUAACGUGUGUGUGUGUGUUUUUUCUCCCACCACCAGGAAGCAGAUUUGGUGACAACCCAUGAAUUGGGCCAUAACUUUGGGGCAGAGCACGACCCUGACAACAUCCCCUACUGCGCCCCUAGCGAUGACCAUGGGGGCAAGUUUGUCAUGUACCCCAUCGCUGUGAGCGGGGACCACUACAACAACAAGGUACAGCUCUUGCGUACUUCAAAUGAGGUGAUCUUCUGUCAUCAGUUGCCUUCUUCCUUUUCUCUCCUAGCUUUACGUUUGUCUUCCCUCCACAGCGAUUCUCCAACUGCAGUAAGAUAUCCAUAGGGAAGACGCUGCGCUUCAAGGCCCCUAUCUGCUUCAAGGAGAGGAACAGCAAGGUGUGUGGGAACUCCCGCGUGGAGGAGGGGGAGGAGUGCGACCCGGGCAUGCUGCACCGCAACAACGACCCGUGCUGCUCCGCCGACUGCAAGUUCAGGCCAGAGUCCCAGUGCAGGUAGAAACCCGCCACACAUGACCCAAAAUGGCCGCCUCUGAGUGCAGUAAUUCACGAGGUAGGAGGACAUUUACAAGGGCUUCGCUAAUUUCAUGCCUUUAUUUACGUACUGGCAGACAUUAUUAUCCCGUUGGGGAUUUUCUUUUGCGAGAGCAGGCACAUGUAAGAAGGUGAUUACAAACAAUUACAUACUAUCAUUUGCAUAGUAUGCAGUAAACUGGUAGAAUCAACUGGCACUUUCUUAGUCAACUGACAUUGACUCCACACAUUGCAUUUGUUUGAUUCAAGCAGUAUCCAGUAGCCUACCUCUCUAGUAUCUUGAGCAACUCUCGAGCAGCCUGACCAAGUGAAGUGCAUAUACACUGCUAAGCUGUUUACUAACAUUCACAACAUGUGAACUGAGGUUGUCUACUAUUUGUCUGUGUCCCGGUACAUCCAGUGACAGGAAUAGUCCGUGCUGUAAGAAAUGCAAGUUUGAGCAGGCAGGGAAGACGUGCCAGGAGCCCAUCAACGCCACCUGCAAGGGCAUGUCCCGCUGCACAGGUAAGCACCCCCUACUGGACAUACACAGGACUGUCACGGCUAGACGGACAGAUGGGAUUUAUUUUUUCGAUUUGUCAUUGCUGCUAUGUAAUGCAAGGCUCCCUUGUAAAAGAGACUUUGUUAUUAAUGGGACUCUCCCCUGCUUAAAUACAGGUUAAAUAAACUCCUGCUUGUCUGACAUUUUCCUCUAUUCAACAUAGCAAUGUGUCAUGAUCUGCUAUGUAAGUGAUCUAUUGGACCAAAAUCCUCUAGCUGGAUAGGUCCCCAGGUCUUGCUGUUGAGACAUCUGUUGGUGUUUUUGACUGACUGUGUUGUACUGUCCAUCCCCUAGGGAACAGCAGUGAGUGCCCAGCCCCAGACAACGCUCCGGACAAUACCAUCUGUGUGGACAGUGGGAGGUGCAGCGACGGGGAGUGCAUGACCUUCUGUGAGGCCGUGCAGAACCUGCAGCCCUGUGCUUGUAAUGGUACGGCCCUCUAGCAGACACACUGCUACAAUCUAGAUUGACACAACUGACCAGUUCCACGGUGUACCCAUCAAAAUACAACUGUAGACAGACUGAUGUCUACGUUCUAUCUCUAAUCUAUAGAUUAUAUUUCUAUGGUACCCAAUAUCUUGCAUUAGAAAUUAUUUGUUCUUUAUUUGAUUUGAUGCCCCGUAAGUUGACAUGGUGUGAAACCCAAAGCCUUUAAUUUGAUUCCUGCCAAUAUACUGUAACUAAUUGAUAUUCUGAGAAAGAUACAGAUAGCAGUAUAGCACGUGGUCCAGGUUGUCUUCAAACCCAACCUGACCUCUCUCGACUCUUCCAGAGACAUACGACUCGUGUAAGGUGUGCUGUCGGGACAAAAAUGGUGCCUGCACUCCCUUUGUCAAAAGCGACGGGAACUUCCUGUACCUGCGCAAGGGGAAACCCUGUACCGUGGGCUUCUGUGAUGAGGGCGUGAGUGACUGACUUCUUCCUUUUUAGCACUGCCAUUUUACCUCUACUCACACUUAAUGGACACAGGCUGUAUUCAUAGUUUCAACACAUUUCACUUCAAAAAAUAAAUUUCAAUCGAAAUAAUACAAUUUCAUUUUGACACGAAUAAAAUAUUUUUAAAAUAUUUUAUUGGUCCUACAGGGGGAGUUACCGCUUUCAAUUACAAUUUUCUGACAAUGAUGAUACAGUAUAUUGAUUUGUAUGUGUUUGUUUCAGGGUAAAUGCAUGAAGCAAGUCCAGGAUGUGAUCGAGAGGUUGUGGGAUUUCAUCGACAAGCUGGACAUCAACACAUUCGGUGAGUGGGGAUGCAGUGAGGGGGUAGAGUUGAUUGACUUGAAAGGCUGGUUGGAGUUGAAGUAUUUUUCUCUCUCUCUCAUAGGGAAGUUCCUAGCAGACAAUAUAGUGGGCUCAGUGGUGGUGUUCUCUCUAGUCUUCUGGAUCCCUCUCAGCAUCCUGGUGCACUGUGUGGUGAGACCUGAACCCAAAACACACUCACACCAAUACCAGACUUACCUCAACCCUUCCUUCAGGCCAAAGAUUCCUGCAUCAAUUGUUUAGUGAUGACUAAAAUAGCAGAUACACUUAUCAUGUUAAAUAUAUCAAUCAGGGGGCCUCCCGAGUGGUGCAGCGGUCUAAGGCACUGCAUCGCAGUGCUUGAGGUGUCACUACAGACCCGGGCUCGAUCCCAGGCUGUAUCACAGCCGGCUGUGACCGGGAGACCCAUGAGGCGGUGCACAAUUGGCCCGGUGUCGUCUGGGUUAGGGGAGGGUUUGGCUGGCUGGGAUUUCCUUGUCCCAUCGCGCUUUAGCGACUCCUUGUGGCGGGCCGGGCGCCUGCAAGCUGACUUCGGUCGCCAGCUGGAUGGUGUUUCCUCCGACACAUUGGUGCGGCUGGCAUCUGGGUUAAGCGAGCAGUGUGUCAAGAAGCAGUGCGGCUUGGCAGUGUCGUGUUUCGGAGGACGCAUGGCUCUCGACCUUCGCCUCGCCUGAGUCCGUAGGGGAGUUGCAGCGAUGGGACAAGACUGUAACUACCAAUUGGAUAUCACGAAAUUGGGGCAAAAAAGGGCUAAAAGUACAACAAAAUUAUUAUUUAUAUAUAUAUAUAUAUAAAUCAGACCCUUGCUGUCUAUACAUCUUGUUGUCCAGUAGAGAUCUGCUAUAAGAUAUUUGGCUUUCAAAGCCCAUCUCUUGCAUUGUUGAUAAAGACACAAUAAUGUUAGCUGUUUAUACACUAAUGGGAUGCUUACUGUUUUUGUUUCUGUAGGAUAAAAAUCUGGACAAGGAGUAUGAGGAGAACACCAAGACCAUGUACUUCCCCAGCGUAAGUCCUUGAAGCUUCCUAUGCCCUCCCAUGUUCACUACUGACCACGUGCUAGGUUUGAACUUUGAAGUCGCACUCACUAUAACACGCUAUCCCUUUUAGAAACGUCAUACUACUAGAGAGCAUGUUGUCUUAUUUGCUCACCUGCAGUUAUUUGCCCAAUUCCAAAAUCGACCCCGACCCUAGCCCAUAUCCCCUAGAUCUGAAAGGACUGCAUAAGUGUAAGCAGUAAAGGGUGAAGAUUCCACCAAGCCUAUCAGAGGGCAAGUUGGCGUGAGAAUCAUACGCUAUUACCCAUCCAAAUCCAUUCCUAAACCCUUGCUCCUAUGUACUUCUUGUAAAUCUGAAAAGAUUGGAACUGGCCCGUAGUUAGCCCAUAUGCAGCAUGAAUGAGUUCUAUGCAGUAGCACAUAUGAUGGCCUCACAGGGCUCACUUGAAAAAGAGAUGUUAAUCUCAAUGUGACUUCCCUGGUGAAAUCAAAUGUAAAUAAUAGUAAACUGAGGGAUAUUUGGGUUACAAUGACCUGUUCCGUUACUGUUCCGUUUGCCUUGGCCCCUCGUGGAACUGCAGCAGAUGGUUGAGGUACCUGUAUUUAGUAGAGCUCCACCCUCAGGUGAGUGGGUGAGGCGUUGGGGGGGGGGGGGGGGGGGGGCAGGGUGCACGCUGUCGGUGUGUGACACAAGGAUGCGCGACGUGUGUGAGGAGAGGAGUGCACCAUGUUGUCUUUGUGGGGCCGUUUGUCGACCUUGUUGGAGCCAGAGUGUCCAAGCUGUUGUGUUUGUUGUGCUGCAGUGGACUGUUCAGUUUUAAUGGUGCGGACAGACUGGGUCUGUUCCAUUUCAUCUCCGCCAGUUUACUUGGAAAUAAUGAACAGUUGCUCUUUAUUUUCCAAGGUGAAUUUGUGUCCCAAGUCAUGACGAAUUGAGUUAAAAAGGAUCGCACCCCAGUUACAGGCAGAGUUAGUCAAACACAACCCUGAUUCUGCUAUUCCCCCCCCCCAGAAUGCAGAGAUGCUGAACAGCCUCGAGUCGGCCUCCGUCCGCAUCGUCAAGCCACCUCCGCCUCCCACUUUCUUCUCCGCCGCUCGGAUCCUACCCCACUCCCUCCCUCCUCUACCCCCAAUGGGCCCGUCUGCCUCAGGCAGCAGCAGUACCCCAGCCCCAGGCUCGGCUUCGGGCCCUGGCCCGUCCUCGGGGAGCGGAGUGGUGGUGGUGGGGGGGGAGGGCCCACGGAUGGCCACCAUCCAGGAGGAUCCCAGCUGCGACUCUCACCACGACCUGGACAAGGACGACUUCCCUCCUCGCGGAGGCUCCAACGCCACCAAGUCCUCAUACGAGGACCUGACAGCGGAGCAGAGCACGCCGCGCUCGGGCCGCCACGACAAGCGCCGCCUCAAGAGGCAGGCCUGCGUGGUGGACAGUAAAGAGACCCAGUGCUGAGGAACAUGUUUGUAUAUAUACGCACACAGUUGCGCGCACGUACAGACACACUCACACACAAUUGUACAUGAGGGAACAUUCGCACACACACAGUCUAGAAUAGAUACAGUAUGUAGGUACAUGCAUACAGACACUCAUGCAUAUCCAUGCACAGAAUAUAUGCAUAGAAUAGAUUAUACUAUAUAGUAGAUGCAGGUAACUGCCAAAAUAAAGGAAACGCUUGAGUAAAUGAGGGAUACAAAGUAUAUUGAAGCAGGUGCUUCCACACAGGUGUGGUCCUGUGUUAAUUAAAUAAAAAUGGCUACCAUGGCUAGAAGAAAAGAUCUCAGUGACUUUUAAAGAGGGGUCUCAAAGGAGCAUAGGGGGUUUAAAGGGUGUGUCUGUCACCAGAUCUCAACCCAAUUGAACUCUUAUGGGAAAUUCUGGAGUGGCGCCUGAGAGCGUUUUUCACCACCAUCAACAAAACCCCAAAUUAUAGAAUUUCUCGUGGAAGAAUGGUGUUGCAUCCAUACAACAGCAUUCCAGACACUUGUAGAAUCUAUGCUAAGGCAAAUUGAAGCUGACCUGGCAGCUCGUGGUGGCCCAACACCCUAUUAAGACUUUGUUAGAGUUUCUUUUAGUUUGGCAGAUACCUGUACAUGCAUACAUGACUAA